CUGGUGGAAAGUGUUAGAGAUUUACUAAGAAUAUUGGAUUAGACACUCAGUUGUAAAACAAGAUGGCAGACAAGCCAGCAUUUGAAGAAGAUGCUUUUCAAGCUUUGGAAAAAGAUUUUCAAGAUGUUGUUGGAGAGUUGAUGGGAGAUAAAACAUUGGAAAGAUUUCGAGUUGAAUAUGAGAAGUUGCACAAAGCUCUGAAGAAAUCUCAUGAAAGUGAAAAAAGGUUGAUGAGCAAAUGUCGUGAACUUAACGCAGAAAUUGUGACAAAUUCAUCAAAAGUUUCACAAGCACUCAAGUUAUCACAAGAUGAUCAGGCAACCAUCCAACAACUUAAACAAGAGUUGGAGAAAGCGUGGAAGAUGGUUGAUGCUGCUACUGAGAGGGAAACACGAGCAAGAGAAACAAUUCAAAGUCUUAAACUUGAGAUUGCUAACCUUACUAAACUUGUUGAACAAGGUGCUGGACUUUCAAUGGGACAAGAACACAGCGUGAACGAGCUGUUGAAAGUUAAAGAAGAAGUUACUCAUGAACGUGAUGAGUUGCUCACAGAGAUCGUGAGCAUGAGGGAGAAGUUGGCUGCAGCAUCCGGAGCACAACAGAAAGCGGAAUCUGAUCGGGAGCAAGCGGAGAUGAAGAUAUCUGAACUUCAACAAGAUAUUCAACUCAAACAUAACGAGGUCCAGCGUGAGACGAGGAAGAGGGAAAAGAUGGAGCGUGAGCUUGGAAACGAGAAGAAAGAUCUUGAAUCGAGGGUUGGUGAGAUCAAAACUCUGCAAAAUCAACUCCAGAGAUGCAAGGACGAUAAUACAAGGUUGGAACAACAGCUUAAAGAACAGAGAAUUCUUCAUGAAAAAGCUGUUCGAGAUACAGAUCUUCUAAAUGCUCGUCUUACAAAGUUGCAACAAGAUUAUCAGAACCAGAUUGAUGCUGCAGAUGCACUUGCUAAUGAUAAUCAAAACAAAGCAGCGGAUUUAAAGGCACGAGAAGAUGAGAUCAACCAGAUGAGACAAGACACAACAAGACUCACAAAGAUGAGAGAAACGAUACAACGAAGAUUACAAGCUGUGGAGGAGAGCAAAGCUGAUGUGGAAGCUCAAAAGGAAACUCUCCGUGGACAAAUUAGUGGUUUGGAACGAGAGGUUGAUGCAAUGAAGAAACAAGCUGAAAUUGAUCGUAAAACUAUGGAUGAGUUGGUUAGAGAAAGAGAUAUUCUUAACAAGAAUUGUCUCAAGGCAGCGAAUGCAACACAGAAGCAACUUAACUUGGUUCGUCUUCAUGAACAAAGUAAGAAGAAUUUGGAGCAAGAGAUUCAGAAUUACAAGGAUGAAGCUCAGAAACAGAGGAAGAUUAUUUAUCAGUUGGAGAAGGAGAGAGAUCGUUACAUCAAUGAAGCUUCAGAUCUCACACAAAAGGUCCUUGGACACAUGGAAGAUGUAAAAGUGCGAGAAAUGCAAAUCUUUGAUUACAAGAAGAAAAUUGCUGAAGCAGAAACAAAAUUGAAACAACAGCAAAAUCUGUACGAAGCUGUGAGAUCAGAUAGGAACUUGUACAGCAAGAACCUUAUUGAAGCUCAGGAUGAAAUCACAGAAAUGAAGCGAAAACUCAAAAUAAUGAAUCAUCAAAUUGAUCAACUGAAAGAAGAGAUCACGACAAAGGAAGCCGCGUUGGUCAAAGUUAAUCUGGAUCAUACACGAGUUGAAAAGGAGAAAGAAGCUCUGAAGGCCGAGCUACAACGAAUGAAGCAACAAGCUGCGGAGAGCAAGACACAACUUGAACAAAUGGAGAAAGAGGUUGCUAAGUUACAACAAGUUAUCCGUGAAUCGGAUGCAGAGAGGAAGAGACAGAUGAAGGAGCUGGAUCAGGUCAUCAGUGAAAGAGACAUCUUGGGAACGCAAUUGGUUCGAAGAAAUGAUGAACUUGCUCUUCUAUAUGAGAAGAUUAAAAUUCAGCAAUCCACACUCAACAAAGGAGAGAUUCAAUACAGACAGAGAUUAGAUGACAUUCGGAUCCUGAAACUUGAGAUCAAAAAACUCCGAAGAGAGAAAACUACAUUGACCAAGAGUGUGGCAAGUGUGGAAGAUUUGAGGCGCGAAGUUUAUCACACACAACGCGAGCUUCUACGUGAGCGAACUCGUUGCAAGGCACUUGAGGAGGAAUUAGAAAACCCGAUGAAUAUUCAUAGAUGGAGGAAACUUGAAGGUUCUGAUCCAAGUGCUUAUGAGAUGAUACAGAAAGUUCAGGCUUUGCAAAAGCGCUUGAUCCAAAAAACUGAGGAAGUUGUUGAUAAGGAACUGUUGAUACAAGAGAAAGAGAAGUUGUAUAUGGAGUUAAAACAUAUCUUGGCUCGACAACCUGGUCCUGAAGUAUCAGAACAACUGGGAAUAUACAAGAACACGCUACGUGAUAAAACUAAGCAAAUGAAGAGAUUGGCAUCUGAGUUGAACAUGUAUGAAUCUCAAUCUUCUGAGUACAAAUAUGAGAUUGAGCGACUGGCACGCGAAUUACAGGAUGUUAAGAAGAAAUAUUUUCUCCACAAGAAAAAGGAACAACAACAAAAAGAGCGAGAGCGUGCAUUAGCACAAGCAGGAGCAUCAGCGAUUCAACCUCAACGAACAGAUGCAGCUCGAUUUACUGGUGGUGGAUUCAACUUGAAAACACCACAGAAAGCAAGCGCUUAACAACAGUCUACCUUGUUUUGUGUUUUAAAAAGAUUUUUAUUUCUGGAAGAUAAUUAUUUUGUAAUAUAAUAUUUUAAUAAAAGAACAUUGCAAACUUGA
Molecule: messenger RNA, 2780 nt
Organism: Ciona intestinalis (vase tunicate)
Lineage: Eukaryota; Metazoa; Chordata; Ascidiacea; Phlebobranchia; Cionidae
Product: cilia- and flagella-associated protein 58
Cellular component (GO): cytoskeleton
Source: RefSeq, a predicted model, not a curated record